Messenger RNA from Triplophysa rosa, 7318 nucleotides. RefSeq names its product scavenger receptor cysteine-rich domain-containing group B protein-like. The record is from RefSeq and is a predicted model, not a curated record. The transcript has 9 exons. The coding region runs from base 2906 to 4594 and encodes 562 amino acids. Gene Ontology annotation, cellular component: membrane. Lineage: Eukaryota; Metazoa; Chordata; Actinopteri; Cypriniformes; Nemacheilidae.
UUCUUUAGGCAUGCUAUUUGUGUAAAUUGUAUUUUCACAGACAGCAGUGUCAAUUUCAUUGUAAUUUCAUUUGUAAGUACACAAACAAACUCACGACUAGUCUGGACAUCAGAAAUAGUUUCGUUUUUCAAAAAGCACGUCGUUCAUACUUUCUGUCAUGGCUCUGCUUCCUUAGUCAUGUUUGUCUUGGUCCUGUAGCAGAGCCAUGACAAAGCCUUUGGUUAUGUGUGGAGAGAAACAUAUUAUUGUCCUUUUGACAAUAAUAUGCGUUCUCUCCAGUGUCUCGUCAUUGGCCCCGCCCCUCUCGUUUCCUUGUGAUCUUUCCCUGAGUGUUUCAUUACCCUCACCUGCCCUGUGUUAAUUAUCCCUCGUUUGUCUUUCCUAUCCUCUUGUUUCUUUGUCUUGUGUUGGUGGAUUACGUUGUAUGUGCUUGUUGGAGUGUUACCUUGUAUUUCAUCGUGUCUCGUACCCUGAGUGUGAUUCCUAUUUUCCCGUUCCUGUUCUUGAAGUUCUUGUCAGUCUAGUAAGUGUCAGUUUAGUUUAUGUCUAGUGUGUUUAUCCCAGUUUAUUGUUAGUUAGUCUACGUCCAGUUAGUAUUCUUGUGACUUGUUAUACCCCAUUGUGGGUCUUUGUUUUUGUGUUUUAAAAUACAUAUUCUUGUUGUUACCCCUGAACGCUGCCUGCAAUUGGGUUCUUCCUCACUUCCUGACACUUUCUCUCUUUCAUUUAGAUGUGGUUGACUGAAGUGAAGAUUGGUCCUGGAGUCCAUCCAAAUGAUGCUUGAACCAGAAAUUGUAAGAGAGGUGGGGAGAGUAACAGUGAGGUGAAGCUUUUCUCUGCUUUUUGCUGCCAUCUCAUGGCUGUUCAUGAGGUUGUUUGUGAUAUUUCUUCGAAUUUAAAUACGAAAGGAGAUAUUUUGUGGUUUGAGCACUGUAAAAGGAUGCGCACAACUUGCAUGUUACUGCAAAACUUGUGUUAAACUGUUGCAGUUGUUAUGCCGAACUCAAAGAAAGAUAUUUUAGAGAAUGUUUGUAACCAACAGUUCUGGGGCACCAUUGACUACUUAAGGAUAUGGUGCCCCAGAACGGUUUGGUUUUACACAUUCUUCAAAAUAUCUUCUUUUGUGUUUAAUAAAAUAAAGAAAAUUAUAUAGGUUUGGAACAAUCUGAGUAAAUGAUGACAGAAUAUUCAGUUUAGGGUGAACUAUCCAUGUAAAGUGUAAAAAAUGAUCAAAAACCGAAGUUGGGCAUUUACAAUAGUUACACAAGCAGCCUUGUGAGAUCACCUCUGAAGACAGUCCUUAUGAGAUUCAAAUUUAGUCAUUAGUAAAAUUUUAAUUUGGUUACCAUGUCUGGCCUUAACAUGUAAAUGACAAUACACUCUUAAAAUGGAUGUGUUAAUUUUACCAUAUUGUUUGUGUUAUCCCAUUUAAGACAUGUGUUAUUUAACACUUCUGUGUCGUCCCAAGAAAUAACACAGAGAUGCGUCCUUGACCGAACACAAAAGGUGUUGUUUUUAACUGUUUUUAGAGUGUAGAAUUUGAAAACAUUCCGACUUUUUCAUACGUUUCAAUUUGAAUAUAUAUUGUUUAUUCUGUAUAAUACACUUAUAGUAUAUAGUAGUACUUAUGUAAGUAUAGUAAGAGUAAAUGCUAGAUGUGAUAUAUUUGUGGGAUUAUCAUAAAUUCUCGGGAAAAGACGGGUUCAUCUUAACAUGUGUAUAGUUUUUUUGUGGAGGUGAUUUAACUCAUUAUUUUUAUUGGAAAUUGUUGUUGGAUAUUUUCUUUAUUUAUAGCAUUCACUAAGUGACCUGCACCCAUUAUAUUUAAAUGUAAUUUAUUCAUUUAGCAGAUGCUUUUAUCCAAAGCAAUUUAAAAAUGAGAGAGCAUUAAUAUUUUGUCAAGGGGUGGAGGUAUGGGGAGGUGGGAUGUAGAUUUGAACGGAAGAUUAUCAGAACUGGAUUGUGGCUUCUGAACAGGUAUGAACAACACAUUCAUCACUUGGUAUGUGAUAUGUAAAACAUGUCAUAUAUACUCUUUACGAAUUUGAAUUUCAUACUAGAUAGAUAGAUAGAUAGAUAGAUAGAUAGAUAGAUAGAUAGAUAGAUAGAUAGAUAGAUAGAUAGAUAGAUAGAUAGAUAGAUAGAUAGAUAGAUAGAUAGCACUGUUCAGGUGAGUGUCAAUUGACAUUUUCAUCUGAUUGACAUCUGAAAAAGCAUUUCCCAAAUUAUAAUCAUGUUAUUAUUUUCCCAGCCUCGUUUUGAAGGAAUAUGCUGUGCUCUGUGUGGCUUGUUUUACUUUUGGGUAAGAUUUGGCAUAAACACAGAAUGUUUGUACAAAAUGUGAAAGGUUUUUGAAUUUGACAGAUUUUUAAUUAACAUACAAGUUUGAUUCACACCACCCCAAAUUAAGCAGCUUCGGUUUGACUGGUGAAUGGUGACUUUUCUACAGUGGUCAGUGGGGAACGGUGUGUGAUGAUGAAUGCUGAUGCUGAAGUGGUGUGUAGAGAGAUGGGAUGUGGAUCGUUGAAAGAGGUCAAAAAAGAGGCAUAUUUUGGACAGGGCUCAUUACCAACAUUGAUGAAUAAUGUUAAUAAUUGACAAGCCAUGGGGAGACAGUAGUCGUGGACAUGAUGAUAAUGUUGGAGUUAUCUGUGAAUGUAAGUAAAGCACUUUUAAUUUAUUGCAUGAAAAUGAGCAUUAUAACAAAAUAGAAUUUAGGGGCUGUGGGUAAGAUGCCAUCUUUGUGUGUUUAACUAUAUGUUUGGUACAAGCAGAAUGUUUUAUAUGUCUGUUUGUUUAUUGAUGUGAUUUUUAGAUUCAGGCAGGCUGACAGGAGGCAGCACUUGUUCUGGUGUGGUGGAGAUUUAUCGUGGUGGGCUGCUUGCGCAAGAGACGUGGACGACAAAUGUUGAUUGUACAGGAGUCGAGAACUCACUCGCAGAAUGAUGUGAUACAGAUACAGGAGAAGCCAGCAGAUAGGAAGUUUGCCCUACGCUGGAAAACUCAGUCCAAUGGGAACAUCUUUCAGCCAAAAAAAUCCCUGAGAAGUUCGCAAAUUUGCAGUCCCCUCAUAAAAUUCUGCUCCGCAGUAACGCAGUGUUCUGCACUCAUUUUGUUUCAAAUUCUGGAAAACGCACAGAGUAACGCAGCAUCCGUCAGAUUAGUUGAUGGAGCCAACACCUGUUCUGGCAGACUGGAGGUUCUUCAUAAGGAUGAAUGGAGGCCCGUGUGUGACGCUUUCUGGGAUUUACUAGAUGCCAAGGUGGUUUGUAAAGAACUGGGCUGUGGAAGCGUUCAAGAGACCAAUAUGGAAAAUCUUGAGGCCGAACAAACAGCGUGGCUGUCUGCGAUCGGUUGUACUGGAUUUGAAUCUUCACUGAUGGACUGUGAGAACAAUCUGUGGGGAGCAUAUUCUUGUAAAAGAUACGCUGGAGUUGUCUGUCGCUCCAAAACUAGAUUGGUGAACGGCGUAGAUUCUUGCUCCGGACGAGUGGAGGUUCUUCAGGACGACACGUGGGGAACGGUGUGUGAUGGUGACUGGGAUCUGUCGGAUGCUGCGGUGGUGUGUAGAGAAGUGGGCUGUGGAGAUGCUGUAGAGGCGAAGAGGGGAGCUUAUUUCGGAGAAGGUUCAGGACCGAUACGGAUGAAUAAUGUUACCUGCGUUGGAGAUGAAUCAAUACUGAGCGCCUGUAGUGUGCCCAGUGUGUCUUCCUGUGACCACACAAUGGAUGUAGGAGUCAUCUGUCGACCCGUCGUCAGGUUGGCGUCAAACGGUUUCGACUUUUGUUCUGGACGAGUGGAGGUUCUGCAUAAGGGAAUAUGGGGAACGGUGUGUGACGACACUUGGGGAUUUUUAGACGGUCAGGUGGUGUGUCGAGAGCUCGGCUGUGGGGAUUUUCAAGUAAUACCAAGCAGUGAUUAUUUUGGAGAGACUUUGAAACAAAUGUGGAUGGAUAAUGUCGAUUGUUUAGGAUCGGAGCCAUUACUGAGCACCUGUCAUUUUGAUGGAUGGGGUGACUAUUUCUGCCUUCUUUCUGUGACCGCUGGACUCAUCUGUGGCCACCCCGUUAGGUUGGUGAACGGCUUCGACUCUUGUUCUGGACGAGUGGAGGUUUACCAUGAUGGUCAGUGGGGAACGGUGUGUGAUGAUGACUGGGAUUUGUCGGACGCUGCAGUGGUGUGUAAAGAACUGGGCUGUGGCCCUUACAUAGAGCCAAGAGGCGGGGCGUAUUUUGGACAGGGAACAGGUCCGGUAUGGAUGACUGGUGUUAGCUGUGUUGGGUCUGAGUCUACACUGAUGAAAUGUGACUCGACUGGUUGGCGUUCAAAUCAAUGUGGGCAUCGGUAUGAUGCUGGAGUCAUUUGCAGCGACACUUUCGUGCAGAAAGAUAAUAAAGUCCUGGUGAGGAUUGAGGUGAAGGCCGGACCUGAAGUCGACCCAAACUAUGAUUCAAUCAAGAAUGCACUUUUGGAGGAGAUGCAGAAGAAGAUGAAAACAAGUGACACUUUCUCCAUGAGGUGGACAACUCAGUCUGAUGGAAGCGUUUUUCAGAAGGUCCCAGAGGACAUAAAAGAUGCACAAACUUGCAACUGAUGUGCUUUAAAAUAGAAGUUUGAGUUGUAAUUGAAAUGUAGUUCAACAGUAACUGCAUUUUGAAUUUGUAGUUUUAGCUCCUACACAAUUAAGAAUGAUAGCAUGCGGCUUUACAAACUUAUUCGAAAUCAAAAAGUUCAUGUGUGUUCUAUUCAGUGUUGGGUAAGUUACUCUGAAAAAGUAACGAAUUACUAGUUACUAAUUACAUAUUCAAUAGUGUAAUUAGAUUGAAUAUUACUAAUAUUAGAGUACAAAUUACUCUCUCCAAAAAGUAUUCAGUUACUUAUUACUAAUUACUUUCUAUAUCCUAUAUCAACCUUGAUUAGAAUUGAUUCAAGGAUAGACAUGAAAAGGCUCUUUUAAUUCAUUAAAAUAAUUAAUAAAUAACUUCAUAAAUUAUUAUUAUUAACUGACCAAAGUAUACACAUGUGAGAAGGAUACAUUAAAGCAUACAUUUUAAAGUUAGACUGUCAUUUUGAUGCCAUUUCCACUAUUGAAUAUAUUACACAGUAUUUAGUCCAAUUACAUCAGAAGUAACUGUAAUUAAAUUACAUAAAAAUAAGACUUUACCUUACUUAACUUUUUCUAAGGAAAAGUAAUUAAAUUACAGUAACUAAUUACUUAGUAACUAGUUACACCCAACACUGGUUCUAUUGUAACUUAAAUUGUGUUUUGUUUUUCAGCCAGAUUGUGCAGUCCCGUUCCACUGUGAUCAGUCCACAAUACCAUAGCAUACCAUGUUUAUAAUCUUGAUUUAUGUAUUCAGAGUACUUUUCUUCCUCGUGAUUUAUUGCUCUGCCUGUACACAGCAGCUUCCGUAGGAGGAAUAUAGCCACAGCUUUUACCGUGUAACCUAAAUAUUAAUUACGGUUAUAAUACAAAUUGAUUUGCAUUAUCUUUCGGGUGAGAAAAUCGCUCUAGAGACUCAAUGUAUUUUGAAUAAUAUUCAAAGCAUCACUUGAAACACUGCCGAACCAGUUCUUCUUUGGCUGACAGUUUGACGUUUAUCUCAUGUGUGUGGAACUGAGAAAUAUUCCUAAAUCAAUUUUCUGAAUCUGAACUUUUACCUUUGUGACUUGAAAUCCAUUGUAAUGCCGGAGAGAUAAUAAAAAUAACAUAACAAACAAAAACGUCAAGUUUUAAUUACUUCAUAUCAAGGCAUUUUAAUAAGGCAUAUGUUUAACAUAAUUAAUGAGGUGUAAAUAUGAGAUGUAAAAUAUUUAGUCCCUUAUUGGUAUUUAUGUUUUAAAAUACUUUUGGUAACUACACCUGAAUACAAAAACCUUUUCUGAUAUCUUAAUCAAUUGCGUUUUUCGGCAACAAUGCUAAAUUCUGCAACUAAGCGAUGCAGACUAAUUUUUCUUAAUCUUUAAAAUUCCGUUUAAUCAGGAUUUAAUAAUGUCAUUUAAUCUCCACUAGAGGUCAGCAGAAUCUUCUAUGUCCAUGUGCAUCUCACAAAUGAUUGCUCUUUAUUGUAUUGUUUGCUUUGCAUUUAUUAGUUUCAAUGUUUUGCAUGGUUUGCAUAGACACUUUGCAAACAGGUUAAUCCUUAAAGUCCUUCUGAGAUAAAAAAAAGCAUAUAAACUCAAGAAUAGUGCGUAUAGUGUGUGAUGUCAUCUUUGCUUAUUUUGGACAUGUUUGUUAUUUUCAUAAACACUAACACAUGCAAACAUAGGCUACUAUUUACAGACAAGCAAGGUUGCAGAGUUUCACUCUUAAAUUUGUCAUUUUUAUCAUUUAACUCAUGUUACCACAAAAGAUGAAAAUAAAAAAUAUAAGGAUUUGAUUGUAUAGCCUGUCUUAUUCUGUUGGUUUAAGUUUUGUUUAUCUUGUUUUCAAACAGGCGUGUGUUUGUUUAUUGUGUCCCCUUAUCUUCAUGUUGUGUGUGUUUGUUGGUUGGUAUUUUGUAGUUUUGACCCCGCCCCCUCGUACAUCCAUUAUGAAUUCAUUUGCUUCACCUGUUCAUCAGUCUUCACUUGGUUCUGCUUUGUUCUGGUGAGCAGUUUAUCUAAUUACUAAAUAUGGUUUGUAUUGCUUUGUGUAGUUUUAUUUUUGUUUUUCCUCUUAAAUGUUGUUGUUGUUGUGUUGUUCUGUCAUUGGCCCUGUGCAUGUACGAGUGUUUGUAUGUUGACUGGUUUUGUUGUAUUUUUAUCUUUAAUAAAAAUAAUGAUCUCUGUUUAAAAACCUCACAUCAAACUGGCACAGAUAAUGUGUUUGUCCCACCUUGAUCUGAGAAUGUUGUAAAAGAAGAUUUUAUGUGUUUUGAUAAAAGCAAUGAAAUGGUCAGUCUCAAAACUUUAUGUAUGAUCGAUUGUCUAAUAAUAGUGGAGAAUCUAAAUCGUCUUUAGCUUUUCUUGAUGGUUCUCUAAGUGGUUUAAUCCUGUCUGUGUGUAAAUGUCUGUGAUUGAUUUUGUUUUACAAUACUUGGGAGGGCCACAUUGAGUAAACUGGCAAGACUGGUUAAAGUCUGGAUCAGAUCAUAAGCUAUCUUAAUUUUUAGAAGUUUGAUUAGUAAUUCGAGAAUGUAAAAUCAAAUAAUUUGUUAAAGUUGGCCAAAGUUAUUUGACAAUUUUUUAUUUCCAGGGUUAAAUUAAACAUUUGUUGACACAAACAUUUUGCAAGUAACAUAUUGCAUUAAAUGUGUGAUAUUCCCCCCACUUCAUAUUGUUGUACUUUAAUGAAGUGUUGGAAUAUUGUAGAUUUUUUGAAUAAAACAAUGCAGAU